CUUUCUUGAGCACUCAUCAAUUGAACGAAAAUUCCAACAAUCACACAUUGUUGUUAGUGUUGUACGCCAGUCAUUUCCAGGCUGCGCGUAGUUAGAAACCCGUUCAGGGGGGGAGCCCGAGAAUCCAAGUGAUAAGUAAAACCUUGAAUCACUCUCACAAGAGGCGACAAUGUACAAUCCUUGCCCUCUAGUCCGAAAAUCAGUGGUCUCUGGAUUUGGCCGGGUUAGACCCCAUCGCCCAGGGCCAUGGUCUACAAUCACUUUCAACAGCGCGAGACAGACCCGCCUCUGGUCGAGUGGGCUUCAAGUUGCAGUCGAAGAAGAUUCUUCAAAGGACAAGUCCGAGACAAGUUGGAAGAGUACUGCUUUCAAGAUGCUCGAGACAGCUGGAGCUACACUGGCAUCAAUAGCUAUUCUAGGCCUUGCUGGAUAUUCGUAUCACCGAUACUACAAGUAUCUUGUUUUGCACAAAAUCGAUAAUGCUUUCGAACCUGGGGAUCCGGCUUUGGAUGUUGCCGGGGCGUCACCUGGUAAGGAGGCGCCAGGUGCAGAACAUUGGGUUGUGCGAGAUGAACAAGACAAGAUCGAUCAGAUCAUUGCAGGACACUCUAAGGGGCACUAUUUUCUUCUAAUUGGCGAGAAAGGGACCGGUAAGACAUCGAUGCUCUUGAAUGCCAUGCGUAAAAUCAACGGAGCACGAGUUGCAAUGUUCGAAGCCCAUGCAGAUCUUGAAAUCUUCCGUGUACGUCUAGGGAAAGCCCUAGACUACGAGUACCAUGAAGAUUACAUUGGUAGUUUUUUUAGUAUUCGAGGGCCACGUGACACCACGGCCCUACUCGACAUUGAGAGAGCCCUGAACAAGCUUGAAAAAGUGGCCUUACAGCGACGUCGCAAAGGAGAGUCCCCUUUGAUUGUUAUUGUUAAUAGCACGCAUCUAAUCCGGGAUGACGACGACGGUCGCGAUUUAUUGGAGUUGAUGCAGCAACGAGCUGAGCAGUGGGCUGCCAGCAACCUCGUCACAAUGGUCUUCAACAGUGACGACUACUGGGUAUACGAACGUCUGAAGAGAUAUGCAACUCGCAUGGAAACAAUUCCCGUUCCAGAUCUGCCCAAGCAGAAAGCCAUGGUCGCGUUAGCCAAUUACAGGAAGAGAUACCAUGGAGAAGUAGUUUCUGAUGAUACGUUGGCUCUGGUCUAUGAUCAAGUUGGCGGCCGCUUGUCCUUCCUCAACCGAGUUGCCAAGUCGCAUGAUAUGUUGCAGACAUGCAAGGACAUUUGCGAGGCUGAAAAAUCCUGGCUUCUCAAUCGCUGCUGGAUUCUUGGUGCAGAAAUGGAUGACGAUGUGAUGGAUGAACAGAAAUAUUCUUCUGCAGCAUUGGUCCUUGCCAAGGCUCUUGUUGAUCAAGAACAGGAGAUGGAUUCAAUUUAUGACGAUGAACAUGGACAUAUUUUACCCCAAAUGCCACUUCACAAGGCCCGACAGGUGAUGACGCGGGCUGAUUUUAUUCAGAGCUACGAUCACGACAACAUCUUUACCAUCGAUUCAAAGGCUAUGGUACGAGCUGAUUCCGUGCCAAUGCAACACGCUUUUCGGGCAAUUUGCUCGGAGCCUGGUUUCGAUGAUCAUCUUGAGAAGACCUUGACUCGUAUUGGAGAUAUUGAAAGCCUUGGAAGAACCAGAGAGCUUACCAUCAAAGACCUUUGGGAUCAGGGCAAGUAUAGAGUGGUCGUACGUGAUAACAGAGGCCGAGAGUCGGGUACUGUCGAGUUCUCUGUCAAGGAGAAGGAAGGGGAAGACGGUGAUGAUUAGCUACGUAUAGAUGUUAGAAUACCCCAUGAAUCGAUUAUACGCCGAUGCCCUCCCG
This is a messenger RNA of Talaromyces stipitatus ATCC 10500, 1865 nucleotides long. RefSeq lists its product as uncharacterized. The transcript is spliced from 5 exons. The coding region runs from base 170 to 1810 and encodes 546 amino acids. NCBI's taxonomy places the organism in Eukaryota, Fungi, Ascomycota, Eurotiomycetes, Eurotiales, Trichocomaceae. The record is from RefSeq and is a predicted model, not a curated record.